GGGGGAGAAACAGCGCACACUAAUGAACACUGAAGUGCCUGGGAAGGUGAAUACUCGGCGAGGAAAAUCCUAUCCUAAUCCACGGAUCACCCAGUGGGUUAAGCCCAGAGGGAUCAUGUGGGUUCUGGAGAAGAUUCGGGACUCAGUUGAAACAAAUGUGCUCCGGCAAGGAGAGGCAGGUGAUAAACAGGGCAAGGCGCCUGUGUAUAGCAACGUUCUCACACCUGAUAAGAUCCCAGAUUUCUUUAUCCCCCCAAAGCUGGUAAGCUGCCCACCAGAGCCUGAGGCAUCUGACAUCAAGUCCAAAGAAAGUUUGCGACCCUCAACAUCGGAGCAAACCAUCAGCAACAAAAAGAUCAGCAGCCCUCGUAGCCCACGAUUGGUCAGCAAGUUGGCUGGAGACACCAAAAACUUACUGAGGGCUGCUAACCGUCAUAUCAUUCAGAUCGAGAGUGCAGAUGAUGUCGUUGCUGGUGAUACCAAUGCGGACCCUCAAUCUCAGACCGCAAUGUCACUGCCAUACAUUCCAAAGACUCAGACGUCAUACGGCUUUGCCACGUUAAUGGAGAGUCCCCACACCCGGCGGAAAGAAUCCCUGUUCCACUGUGACCACACCAGCCCAGUAACCUCACCCAACACCCAACGCAAGUCCCAAAGCAAGUGCAGCAAUGAGGGGAACCACCUCAAUCCUCCAGACUUUAACACCUCUCACAUAAACCCCUACCGUUACUUCAGUGGUGGUGAGAGCGACACUUGCUCUUCAGCAGAAUCCUCCCCAUUCAGUUCGCCCUUGCUCUCUCGUUCUGCAUCUUUUCUGAAGAUCUUCACCCAUGACACGCAAGCCAAGGUUGCGAAAGGCAAGAGGACAUUCGCCAGACAUAGUUCCCUGUCUACGGAUGAAUGCAGCUCCGCGGAACCAAGCCCUAAUGUUCCUAGACGAAGCCACUGUUCCUCCUUGCAAGGUGGUGGAGUUCUGGAACAUCUGCAUGGUGCCGACCGUCAACACAAGGAACACACUAUCAACAUGCACAAAGGAGGCACCGUCCGGCUUUGCUCAGACUACGACGCAGGUACGGCACGCUUGCGAAUCCGCAUAAUGGCAGCUGAGGACUUGUAUGACCCUAUAUUUGAUAUAAAGAGCAUCAACUGCUGCGUGUCGCUCUACCUUAAUCCAGGCAAGUUGCAAAAACAAAGGAGUACGAUUAUAAAGAAUAGCCGCAAUCCUGUCUUCAACGAGGACUUCUUUUUUGAUUCGGUGACUUCGGCUCAGGUAAAAAUUUUAGCUCUGAAGAUCAAGGUCGUGAAUAAAGGAACUAGCCUGAAAAGAGACUCUCUGUUAGGAGAGCGAGAAGUUGCUUUGUGCAAGAUGUUGUCGGGAUGUUAGGCCUUCAACGCAGCCUACAACUGGACUUCAAAGGUGGAAUAAUGUCCUCUUUAAUAGAUAUUCGCUUCUUUGUCUUUCAUGUAGCCUGACACAGUGCUUGAUUUAGUAUUCAGAAAUGACAAUAACAACCACCUGCUUAAGAUCAAAGUAUUUGCAUAGCUCUGAAUUUGUUGCUGGUAAAUAUAAGUAUUUUUGUAUUUCUUCUGUAUUUAUGUUGAUCUACACGUUGAGACUAAUUAAGACGGAGCGUUUACCUUUUUGAUUGUAAAGACGUUUUUUUUCCACAAAGCCGCAGUCCUUUGAAGCUACACAAUGGCCCUCUCUGCUAAUGUUAACUUUGAUCCUGGAUGCAUCAGCUGGCUAAUUUGGAGGAUAAAUAUCCAGACUGAAGAAUUGUGUGUCAGACAUUGGCAUAAAUUCUAAAUGCGAUGACAACAAUGUGCAGAAUGUCAUUUGGUGAAACCCAGAAGCCUUACUAAUGAGAAGACGGAUUUUGCAUGAAUAGAUUUGCUCACAGUGUACCAUUGUUUAAUUGAGAAUAUAAUUUAGAAGAAUUCUGUAUUUUUUGAAAAUCGUCAUUUGAAUUGAGUGUUCUGGUUGGGACUCUUUGUCAAGAGCCUUUUAUGAAAAAGGAUCCAUAUUAAAAACCUUUUUUUGAAAGGCUUUCCAUGCACAUUACAUACCCAGAGGAAGGUACCAAAUGAAUUGUCGUUGUGGGUUGUAAUAUGAAGAUUAAACUGUUAUGCCAAUCCACACCAAAUUCCACCAGUAGCUAAAGAUGAUCUUGUUUACAGUUUAUGUCGACCGCAAGUCAUCAUUUAAAAUGUACUUUUAAACCAGCUGGCAUUCUGCAAAGUUUUAGGUAAAAUUCAUAUGGAAAAGAAAUUUGAGUAUACAUACUGCUUUUGUCAUUAUGCAAAUGAUUGAUCUGAAGUGAUAGCUCUGUACCAAAACCUACAGUAGUGAGCUUCAUCGAUGUCUAAUGCCUACAUAGGCAGCUGCCUGCUAAAGGCUAAGGUACACAUAUUUUUUCCGUGUGCUAUUAUGUCUUUCGCACGGUCAAGCGCUCAGUCUGUCAAAGUAUACUCUUUUGACUGUAAGCCUAUACAGAGGCAUUCGACACAUGCAGACUUUGACUGGUUUGUGAUACUCAUUUAGUAGUCUAUGGCAGGCACAUGAGCCUUCGAAGUGCUCAGAUGUGGACUGUCUAGGCAUCAAGAAAAAAAUAGCCUGCACGUGGACAGUCUGCGUAUAGUGCCGAUGACAAAAUUUGCAUUAUGCGCACUGUGUGUGAGACCUACUCUACCAGCGCACGGAUAACCGAAGUAUACUUAGACCUUAAUGCAGCAUUGUAACGAAAAUGAAAUCUCAUAAGUCACUGACUUGGACUCUGCAUAGACAGCAACUCCACAUAUUAUACAAUAAUGUGCUCCACACAGGAGAUUCAACUCGUGUUUGAUUCCAAUAAAGUUUGUCGUUAGCAUGUUGCUAGGCUAACGGCGUGAUGCUCUAAUAAACAUCAAAUUAUAUAGGACACAAAAUAUUGGUAACAAUGCAUGUUUAAUUAGAUUGGAGUAAUUUGUAUUGAGACUUUUUGCUAUGGAAAUAAAGCAAAUAGCACCAUGGUCCUGGAGGAACGUUGUCUCGUUUUGCUGUGUACUGUACUAACUGUAUAUGGUUGAAACGACAAUAAAAACCACUUGACUUGACUUGACUUGAAAUUAAGUAUAUUUGUAAUCAACAUUUAUUUUUCUUCGCCAUCUUGGAUUUAUUGUUUCACUGCAUAAAUGUCCACAUCGAUCCAUCUGUGCUGUUUUUGUAAUAGUUUUUCUAUGUAAACAUGAGGUCUUUAACCACUGUGCCGCGUCUUGCUGUUUUUUCAGCAUCUCGUGCAGGAGCGCCACUUUUUUAGAUCCUGUGUCAGUUAACUUCAACUUGUCGCGAAACAACUGUUCCAUUUGUUGCGAUUCGUUUAGCUUUUUUAGACGAAAGGACACAUUCAGUGUAAACAGCCCCUUAAGAGGCAGCAUAAUUUUGGUGUCUACAUUUUAGAUCAGCCUUCAUGUCAACAGUGCAUCUAUGAUGCCUUAAAAUGCUGCCUAUGGAGGCAGCACACUAGAAUUUGGAACAGAGCAUAAGUGGUAAAUCUACAGACAGAAAAUUGUUUGAAAUAUGAUGCAAAUAUGAUAAAGGAUGGACAGAUGGAUGUUGCAUUUCUGGCCAGAGUGGUUGUUAUUUUUAAAAUGUAAAAAAAAACAAAGGCAAAGAUGGCCCGAUUGAUUCCUAUGAAUAGCUGAUUAGUUACACAAGUGAUUCAAGUGAUGAACAUGAUCGUUUUUACAUUUCUGAUCUGUGGAUUGUGCUGUACUUACUGGUUGCAAAAACACACAAGGAUUUUCAUUUAUAUUCAAGUGUUACAAUAUGUCUUUCAUUUCCAAAACCACUCUAAUGCUGGAGUCUUCCUGUUUUAACAGGUGUAUUUUGUAAAAGUGCCAAUCCUAUGUACUUGAUGUAGAAGUAUGACCUGUUUCGUGCUGGAUUCCGUUAACUCUGUUGAUUGUAACUUGUGUGCAUGGAUAAUAUUUUCACUAUGGUAAGAUGGUAACCUCUUAUACUUUUUAAGUGUGAUCUGUUUGAUGGAGAUUUCAAUGUACUUUGUUUUGUUUUCUGCAUGAAUAUUCAACUGGUGUAUUUGUAUUUUAGAUGGACAAUUGGGGGUUCAGGUUUGGGGCUUUAAUCUGGAGCACUUUUGCAAAUUAUGAAAAAAAUAAAAACAACUUUUGU
Molecule: messenger RNA, 4168 nt
Organism: Xyrauchen texanus (razorback sucker)
Lineage: Eukaryota; Metazoa; Chordata; Actinopteri; Cypriniformes; Catostomidae
Product: C2 calcium-dependent domain-containing protein 4C-like
Exons: 2
Coding region: 23-1384 (453 amino acids)
Source: RefSeq, a predicted model, not a curated record